This is a messenger RNA of Triticum dicoccoides, 996 nucleotides long. RefSeq names its product actin-depolymerizing factor 5. Gene Ontology annotation, cellular component: actin cytoskeleton. Bases 178 to 609 code for a protein of 143 amino acids. Gene Ontology annotation, molecular function: actin binding. Lineage: Eukaryota; Viridiplantae; Streptophyta; Magnoliopsida; Poales; Poaceae. The transcript is spliced from 3 exons. The record is from RefSeq and is a predicted model, not a curated record. Gene Ontology annotation, biological process: actin filament depolymerization.
CCUCACCUAAUUGUCAAGAGACAGGCGGACCAAACCCACACCCAUACAAGGCCAAGGGGCAGGCAACCCUCCUCAAGCCUCAAGCAACCAACGCGGCGCCAAGGAAGAACCCCUCCCUUCUUCCACCCACCGAUCCUUCCCUCCGUUCCUCGUCCUCGCCGGCGACGACCUGCAGCCAUGGCAAUGGCUUACAAGAUGGCGACGGAGGGGAUGAACAUCAAGGAGGAGUGCAAGCGGUGGUUCACGGAGAUGAAGUGGAAGAAGGUGCACCGCUUCGUGGUGUACAAGAUCGACGAGCGGACGCGCGCCGUGCUGGUGGACAAGGUGGGCGGCCCCGGGGAGGGGUACGACGAGCUCGUCGCCGCGCUGCCCGGCGACGACUGCCGCUACGCCGUCUUCGACUUCGACUUCGUCUCCGUCGACAACUGCCAGAAGAGCAAGAUCUUCUUCAUCGCAUGGUCGCCGGCGGCGUCGAGGAUAAGGGCCAAGAUCCUGUACGCGACGUCGAAGCAAGGCCUGCGGCGGGUGCUGGAGGGGGUCCACUACGAGGUGCAGGCCACCGAGCGCUCCGAGAUGGGCUUCGACGUCAUCAGAGAGCGCGCGCAAUGAGCGAGCCGCCGCCCAGAGCGAGCUUUACUAUGUUGGUGUGCCUGUCGCCGACGAUCGCCGGUGUACUAUAAUCGAACGGACGCUGAUUGGGGCUGGCUGGUUGGUUGGCUCGUGUGCUCUGCCAGCAGCCUCGCUCGACGCGAUCUGACGAGGGUUUGGGCUUUGAUUCAGUAGAAAUUACCGAUCCGUGGCUUGAGAUUGUGCCGUACGUGCGUGUGAUGUAUAGGGGGAGCUGAGAGAGCGGCAGCGGAUUAAUGAAACGUCCCAUCUCUGCGUGCGACGUGGAAAUUCCACUGAUGCUGGGGAUGCCCCGACUUGGUUUGCUAUUGUGCUUCAACCGCUCUUCAAGACGGUACUACAACGGUUGAUUGCUCUGGGUUGUCUCUU